AUGCCCUGCUUCAAGGGCAUCGCGGUGAGCAUCCAUGCCAACUCGGCGCCUUUGCCCGAGUAUGGUAUGCAGAAGCAAUCGCGCGUGUCUCGCAUAAGCACCUACAUCCCCGUACCCCAGCCCCAGCUCACGGGUGAAGACAAGAAGCCUGAGGCGGCCAAGUUCGCCAUCUCGAUCACACUCCUGACGCCCGGCCUCGCGAUUCCGUACUCGAGCCCCAAGGCGACCCUAGAAAACCCGAACCCCAAACCACAGUUUGUUGGUGGCAUGUUGCCCAAGGCUGGUGGGGAGAGGGGCAAGUACCAGGGCGUCGUGAACCCCUACAUACCCAUGACAAACUCGGAAAACGAAACGAUCGCUGCAUACAUCUACUUUGAUGGCCGACCAAAGGAAGAAGUGGCUACACUGCUGCGACCAGGCGAGGAGACCUGGGUCAAUAGUCGCUGGGUUCAAGUACCAGAUUCCGAGGGCGGCGGUUUGGCGGAACGAGAAUUCUUGUUCCGCGAGGUCGGCCUCGAGCGUUGGCUGAAUGGUCUGGACUUGCAAGGUCACGAUACGGCAGAGAAGGUGGAGAAGCGCCGGCAGAAGUUCGAGAGGCGGUCGAGGAGGCAGGCUGCCAGACUCGAGGGCAACUCUGGUGUCGAUCUUGGACAUGGGAUACUGAAGCGUCGAGAGACUCUUAGAUAUGGCGCCGACGACAAGACCCCCCUCGAAGCCGUGGAUGACGAAUCCGACUCCCUUUCCUCAGACGAUGACGAGCCUCCAGAGGCUACCGGCCAAAUCAAGGUGGCCAUGUUCCGUGUUCUUGCAUCUGGAGAGGUCAAGAAAGGAGAAUACUCGCCCCAAUUCGACGCGCACGAGGGCGACGAGGAAGAUGGGGGCAAAGGCAACGACAUGGGCGCAGACGUUGAGCACACGACAAGCUUUGCGAAGCCCAAAACCCUAGAUCCCAAGACCAUCAGCACACAGACUGUGACAGGCAUUGAUGCACCGGACAAGCCUUUCGCUGUCUUCACGUUCUUCUACCGCGGUGAAAAACAACUGCAAAAGAUCGGCGUCAUGCAGUCGGCCAAGGCUGCGCACGCGACUCCGGGAUCUGCCAAGAGGCGGUCUGCCCAGCUUGACUUCUCGACCCUCGGCCCCCUCAAGUCAGGAGGGACCGUGGGGUUUUCAGCAUUUCGAGACAACAAACCCGACACCGCGCGCAAGUCUCGUAAAAAGAGCAGUGGGGCAAUCACUAUGGAGGACAGCGAGGAAGAAGACGACGACGAUAACAUGCUGAGCAAGAUGGAAGAUGCCGACGACAAGGUAGACGACAAGAAGCUCGGUCCUGAGGAUGCCCAGUCUUCGGGCGAACUGGCGGAAGGCGUCAACCGGAUUCGCGUAAGUGCCACACUCCUACUUGAGAAUCCCAGUGCUAACCCGGCCCAGCUAAAGAGGGCGCACUCCGCCGAUCCUGACAGCAACUCGACUCCGGAGACAUCCCAGCGACCAGAGUGGAACGAUUCGUCAGCAUCGCAAGAGGGCAGCACGACGGCCAACUCGGGACUGAAAAUCGAGAGUGACGUCCCGCCGGACACUUUGAUCGGAAGUCCACUGAAGAGGCAUCGACUGAGCAUGGAUCAGGGGAGCAACAACGAGAAGUUCACCGCAACGCAGAGCAUGAGCGCCGCUCUAGGUGCCGUUUUGGGGAGCUCCAAUGCCCCGGCUCCGGAUGCUACGUCCCCUGCUGCUGCAUCAGGAAAGGACACAUCAACUAAAAUCGAGGAGGAGGAGGAGCUGUGA
Emericellopsis atlantica is the source of this 1785-nucleotide messenger RNA. RefSeq lists its product as uncharacterized. Lineage: Eukaryota; Fungi; Ascomycota; Sordariomycetes; Hypocreales; Bionectriaceae. The coding region runs from base 1 to 1785 and encodes 594 amino acids. The transcript has 2 exons. The record is from RefSeq and is a predicted model, not a curated record.